AUGGUUAAAGAAUCAAAACUUUACGAUUUAUUGGGGGUGUCUUCAAGUGCCAGUGAUGCUGAGUUGAAGAAGGCAUACAGAAAGCAAGCCUUGAAGUACCAUCCAGACAAGCCAGGAGGAAAUGCCGAGAAGUUCAAGGAGAUCUCCGAGGCUUAUGAGAUUCUGUCUGAUGCGGACAAGAGAGAAGUGUACGAUCAGUACGGUUUAGAAGCUGCUCGUGGAAAUGCCCCAGCUGGAGGCAGUCCAUUUGGCGGAGCUGGCGGAACAUCUGGCGGAGGCUUUGGUGGUGCCGGUGGCCGUACGUUCUCGCAGGCAGAUGCCUUCAAUCUAUUCAACCAAUUUGGUGGAUUCGAGGAGAUGUUCGGUGGUGAUACUGGCGGGUUCAGAAGUUCCAGAGGUGGCUCUCCAUUCGGAUUCUCGUCUAUGGGAGGAGGCGGAAUGCCAGGAGGAUUUGGAGGAAUGGGCGGCGGUGGCAUGCCAGGUGGCUUUGCCAACGCUCAACCUAGAGAAACACCUAUUGUCGACCUGAACGUUCCUGUGCCUCUUGAAUUAUUAUACACAGGAGGAUCCAAGAAGAUGAAGAUCAAGAGAAAGGGAUACUCUGGACAACUGGAAGAGAAGAUAAUAGAUAUCAAUAUCAAACCAGGUUGGAAAACAGGAACCAAAAUUACUUAUCCAAACGAAGGUGAUUACCAAGACGGAACGAGACAGACACUUAGAUUCACCAUUGUCCAAAAACCAAACGAUACUUUCACGAGAGAAGAUAACAACCUAAAAACCACAGUCAAGUUGUCAUUCCAAGAGUCGUUGCUUGGAUUCGAUAGAGACGUGAUGACUCUCGAUGGACGGAGGAUUCCAUUGAGUAAAUCGUCCCCAACACAGCCAGGAUCUUCCACCACAUACCCAGGAUUGGGAAUGCCAAUCUCCAAGUCUCCUGGAAGUCGGGGUGACCUGAUCAUCGAGUUCAAGGUUGACUACCCAACGUACCUGACUCCUGAACAAAAACAAGUGAUCCGUGCCAACUUCUGA
This is a messenger RNA of Ogataea philodendri, 1029 nucleotides long. RefSeq lists its product as uncharacterized. Gene Ontology annotation, biological process: translational initiation. The transcript has a single exon. Gene Ontology annotation, molecular function: protein-folding chaperone binding. NCBI's taxonomy places the organism in Eukaryota, Fungi, Ascomycota, Pichiomycetes, Pichiales, Pichiaceae. The record is from RefSeq and is a predicted model, not a curated record. Gene Ontology annotation, cellular component: cytosol. Bases 1 to 1029 code for a protein of 342 amino acids.